CGUUCAUCCUCUCCUCUCCUCUCCUCUCCUCUCCUCUCCGUCCUUGUCUGUCCGUAUUUGUAUUUGCGUGUGAGAGGCGAGCGAGAAAACGGGAGUAGGAAGCUGCAGAGGCGCCCCUCACGGCAGCAUCUCAACAGUUAAAUGUUAAUUUAUCAGUCACCCCUGUGAGUACGCGCACACACGCACAUGGUAAGCCCAGUCUUCAUAAGCAGGCUGCCGCCGCUGGCACCUCGUUGUUCCUUCCCACUGAUCCUCCUGCUGCAGCGCAGAGCGGCUCGGAGAACAUGGCACUGGCCGACACGGAGCGCGCCGCGUCCGGCUGCGGGGACUCGGGCUCCCCGUUUUCAGAGAUCAUCGAGCUGAACGUCGGCGGGCAGGUGUACGUGACCAGGCACAAAACUCUGAUCGCCGUGCCGGACUCGCUCCUGUGGAACAUGUUCAGCAAGAAGUCCCCCAAGGAGCUGGCGAGAGACAGCAAGGGGCGCUUCUUCUUGGACAGGGACGGCUUCCUGUUCCGAUACAUCCUCGACUACCUGAGAGACCUGAACUUGGUCCUCCCGGACUACUUCCCGGAGAAGAGCCGCCUGCAGAGGGAGGCUGACUUUUUCUUGCUGCGGGACCUGGCUAAGCGCCUCAGCCCGCGGGUGAGUAAGGACAACUCGAUCAGCGAGGAGAUCAGCCAGAGCGACACGGAGGACGGCGCGCAGUGCUGCUCCUCCUCCGGGGAGCCGCUGCGCGCCCUGUCCGCCAGCGGGGCCAUGCGCUCACCGUCUCUGGACUCCAGAAAGUCCGGGUACAUCACCAUAGGAUACCGCGGCUCCUACACGAUCGGUAGGGACAUCCAGACCGACGCCAAGUUCCGGAGGGUGGCGCGCAUCACCGUGUGCGGGAAGACCUCUCUGGCGAAAGAGGUGUUCGGGGAGACGCUGAACGAGAGCAGGGACCCGGACAGGCCCCCGGAGAGGUACACCUCCCGCUACUACCUGAAGUAUAAUUUUCUGGAGCAGGCGUUUGACAAGCUGACAGAGGCGGGCUUUCACAUGGUGGCCUGCAGCUCCACGGGUACCUGCGCCUACACCAGCAACGAUCCAAACGAGGACAAGAUCUGGACAAGCUACACUGAAUAUGUCUUCUGUCGGGAAUAAUAAGCUCAUUCGUGCCAUUUCGAUGUAAAAAAAAAUGUACAUAGCAAAACAAAAUCUAGAAAGGACUGUCUUUUUGAAAAGUUCUUGUUCUGAAUUGUAGGGAACGAGUGGCAGAGAGAAAACUGAUUACUCGACUCGGAAAUAGAUUCUAGACACGGUUCUAACUGAAUUUCACCGAGAAAAUCAAUUUGAGUUUGUUAAUUGAGCAUCACAUGAGCAGUUGUGCCUCCAAAGUAUGGGAGGGGUGGGGGGGAGUGGUUAUCCUUAAAGAUGUUCAUUUUCCGGUGUCCAAACAACACGUGGGGGGUAUUUAGUUUCUCAUCUACACUCUGUAAAUUUAGGCCUUAACUUAGAAACGACAAAGGCACUCCUGAUUCUUCAAAAAUGAAAAGCACAAGUUGUUACAUUUAAGCAGAAAUAAACAAAUCUCUUUGUUUUGUUAUUUGUUCCAUAAAUGGGAAAUUAUAGUUUAGACCUGACAGAAAAGCUUUUAAGAGGGUUUCCUACUAUCUUUUUUUUUUCUUUUUUUUUUAAUAAUCCCACUCAAAGUAAGAAGAAAACCCUCCAAACCCAACAUAACACACCGUAAAGAGCUAGAGCAUUUCAAGCAAGGGGAUCAACAGGUAUUAACUUAUUUAGUGCAGAAAUUCAACGUUAAAUCAUGUUAAUAUUUCUCUGCUAUUUUUCAUAGAACAUAACUGCAUAUUUAUAUCAUUAUCCAGGUAAAUAUGUUGCCAUUUUAAUUUUUUAAAAAUAUAUAUAAAUAACACCAGUAUUUAAUAUUUUUUCUUACAUGUUGAAUUUAAUCUUCUCAAAAAUGUAAAGAUUACAAAUGUUUGUGUGUUUCAAUUAGAUGAGAUGCAUCGGAUGUGAAAAUGUUGAACGAGUUAAUGGAUAAUAAGAUUCAUCUUGGACUUGAGGCAAGUAACUUGAGACUUUGGCUGACCCCAUAGCAACUUGACUUGGACUUAAAGAUUAACGAGAUUUAUGGCAAAAGAUUUGAGACAUAGAUUUUUUUUGUGUGUGUGUGGCAUUAGUGGCCUUUGUUGACAGAGGAUGGGAAAGAGGCCAGAGAGAAACAGGUAGCCAUGCAGCCAAUGACCAGGUAUUGAACUCAGUGACGUGGAUUGUUACAUGGGGAACCUCCUCUAAUCGUUAACCCUUGAGGCUAGACUUGCAUUUGUCAUUAAUUUGAAAUUGCUCCUGAAAAACACCGGCUUUUGACUUAGACUUAGUCCUUAGUAGCUUGAGACAUGAUUCGGACUUGCUUCCCGUAAACUCAAGACUUAAUUUGGACUUGCCCCCCUAGGAUUUUGUCUUGGUCCUCUGUAACCUGAGAUUUGACUCAGACCUGCUCCUUAAAGACUUGGUACUUGACAAGGACUUGGAAGAAAUGACAUGUAACCAUUCCUGUCGUCUUUCAAAAACUUUCUGGAGGCGCCCCAGCGUUUGUGCUGGGGCACCUCCAUGGCACAAGCAGCCGCCAUCGUCUUCAUCGCCAUAUAGUCCCAGCUGAUUUAACGCUGAACUGAUUGAUGUCCAGGAGAGCUGACAGGCGGAGAUUAAUAUUAGGUGUCAAUGUACAUUCAGGGCUGAGUUGUUUGCCCAAGUUUUGUAGUGUCUUCUAGCAGUUUCUACCGCUGCAGUGACUGUAAAUGUAUACGUGGAAUGUCUGCUAUAUUUGUUACAGUGUUCAGACCUAAAUAAAGCCUUCUUCUCUUUUA
Poecilia reticulata (guppy) is the source of this 2869-nucleotide messenger RNA. It is a transcript of the gene kctd12.1, whose product is annotated as potassium channel tetramerisation domain containing 12.1. Gene Ontology annotation, cellular component: postsynaptic membrane; signaling receptor complex; presynaptic membrane. Gene Ontology annotation, biological process: protein homooligomerization; regulation of G protein-coupled receptor signaling pathway. Lineage: Eukaryota; Metazoa; Chordata; Actinopteri; Cyprinodontiformes; Poeciliidae. The record is from RefSeq and is a predicted model, not a curated record. Gene Ontology annotation, molecular function: protein binding.